Molecule: messenger RNA, 1800 nt
Organism: Penicillium cinerascens
Lineage: Eukaryota; Fungi; Ascomycota; Eurotiomycetes; Eurotiales; Aspergillaceae
Exons: 1
Coding region: 1-1800 (599 amino acids)
Source: RefSeq, a predicted model, not a curated record
AUGCGCUACACUCUCAUCAAUGGCCUGCUUAUGCUGGCUAUCUCUCCCUUCACCUCUCUCGCUCUCCCUGUUGAUCCCAAUGACCAAGCCGGCCAAUGGGAUCCUAGUGGCCAGUACCGCAAGGGCCACUACGUGAACGGCGAGUUCAUCCCCAACAACGGUGGUGAGGUUGGCAGCUAUGAGAACGGCGAGUACAACAACGGCGAGUACAACAACGGCCGCUACAACAACGGCCGGUACAACAACGGCCGGUACAACAACGGCCGGUACAACAACGGCCGGUACAACAACGGCGAGUACAACAACGGCCGCUGGCAGCGUCGCUGGAUUCCCGGUGUCGACCUUCCUGGAGAGCGUCACCGUGGUGCUUUCCGUCUUCCCGAGACUCGCAUUGGCAUCCCCGUUAAGCGUGGUAUCCCCGGCGUCCCUGGAGUCCCCGAAGUCGGUGUUCCUGGAGUCGGUGUUCCCGGCGUCGGUGUUCCCGGCGUCGGUGUUCCUGGCGUUCCCGGUGUUGGAGUCCCCCACAUGGGCACUGCUGCUGGCGCUGGCAGUUUGACCGGUGAGCGCAGCAUGAACGAGCACUCCGGCGCUGGCAGUUUGACCGGUGAGCGCGGCAUGAACGAGCACUCCGGCACUGCCACCAACGGUGCUGGCAUCCUCCGCCGUUGGAUUCCGGAGAAUGAGCGCUACAACAAUGGCCAGUACAGCAACGGCGAGUACAACAACGGCGAGUACAACAACGGCGAGUACAACAACGGCGAGUACAACAACGGCGAGUACAACAACGGCGAGAACUGGAACAAUGGACAGUACAACAACGGAGUUGACCGCCCUGGCGCCACCCAAGUCGAUGGUCCUUCUGGCUCUAUCACUGUCUCUCGUCGCUGGAUGCCCGAGAACGAGAAUGAGGAGUACAACAACGGUCAGUACAACAACGGCCGAUACAACAACGGCCGCUAUAACAACGGCCGGUACAACAACGGCGAGAACUGGAACAACGGAGUUUAUCCCUCCCAAAUUGCCCACAUUGAUGGCCCUUCUGGCUCUAUCACCGCCCCUGUCCGCCGCUGGAUCCCCGAGAACGAACGCUACGGAAACAACGGCUACAACAACAACAACGGCUAUAACAACGGCUACAACAACGACAACGGCUAUAACAACGGCUACAACAAUGGCUACAACAACGGCAACGGCGAUGACUGGGACCGUGAGAACAACGGUGAUUAUCAACUCGACCGUGACGCCGCCGAAAUUGCCAGCGCAGUGACCCCCACUGUGGUUGUUCGCCGCUGGACUCCCGCUGAGGAAGGCGUGAUUGAAGAGCAGAACAGGGAGGCCGAACUCAACGCUGAGCGCCCCGCCGGUAUUUUUGCCCGCUGGUGGCCUUCUAUCUGGCCCCGUCCCUGCAACCGCUACGACCUCAGCUGCAACCGCCGCCACAACGGCAACUACAACAAUGAGAACUGGGACCGCUGCGAGAACGGCAACUACAACGACCGCAGUGGCUGGUCCUGCCGCAGUGAUUGGACCCGCUACGGCGCCACUCCCACCCCCAGCGUGAUUGUCGCCCGCAACCAGCCUAGCUACGACAAGACCGUCAACACCGACAGCUACAAGUACGGCAAAGACCACCACGACAACAACCACGGCGACCACGGCGACAACCAAGACAACCACGGCCACGGCGACAACCACGACAACCACGGCCACGGCGACAACGGCGAGGACAGCGGCUACAUCAGCGACGCUGAGCGUGACCACCUGAGCGAUGCCUCUGCUACCCCCACUGCCUCCACCUAG